AUUAUUUCUUGGUUGCACCGGCGGUGCUCCGGGAAAAUGUAGACUGAAAACAAGGGCGAGCUGUAAAGCAGAAAACAGCUUGGGGCUCAGAGGCUAGCUCACGCAUUGUCUUUACUUUGUGAUGGACAGUGAUGUUGUCUUUUACCGGGAGCUGCCAAAAGUGGAGCUUCAUGCUCACCUCAAUGGUUCUGUCAGCGCCCAAACCAUCGAGAAGCUCAUCAGCCGAAAACCGCAGCUCAACAUUGAACGCAGCAUGACUGCUAUCGGCAAAGGCCAGCGGAGGACACUGGAUGAGUGUUUUGAGGUCUUCAAGGUCAUCCAUAAGUUGGUGGACACGGAGGAGGAUAUCCUGAUGGUGGCUACAGAUGUUAUCAGAGAGUUUGCAGCUGAUGGUGUCAAAUAUUUAGAGCUAAGAAGCACACCAAGAGAAGAGAAAGACACAGGUUUGACAAAGAAGAGUUACAUUGAAACAGUCAUCAAAGCCAUCCAGCAGUGUAAAGAUGAAGGAGUGGACAUUGAUGUCAGGUUUCUGGUGGCCAUUGACCGCAGGAAUGGGACGGAAGUUGCCUUGGAGACUGUGAAUUUGGCUGAGGAGUUCAUGCUUUCAUCUGAUGGCUUAGUUGUGGGAGUUGAUCUCAGUGGCGAUCCGACGGUGGGCCAUGGCAGAUAUCUGCUCCCUGCCCUACAGAAGGCCAAAAACUCUGGACUGAAGUUGUCGCUGCACCUCUCAGAAAUUCCGUCACAGCUGGAUGAGACAGAUUUGCUGUUGAGUCUUCCUCCUGACAGAAUUGGUCACGGCACCUUCUUACAUCCUGAUGUGGGUGGAUCUCAAAGCCUUGUUGACAAAGUGGUUCAGAAAAACAUACCAAUAGAGCUUUGCUUGACAUCAAAUGUGAAAGGAAAAACUGUGCCAUGUUACUCCAAACAUCAUUUCAAAUACUGGUACGAGCUGGGACACCCGACUGUACUUUGUACCGAUGAUAAAGGAGUCUUUUGUACCGACUUGUCUCAGGAAUACCAGCUUGCAGCUUCCACAUUCGGUCUCAGUCGUGAAGCCGUGUGGAAGCUCUCUCAGCAGGCCAUAGACUGCAUCUUCGGACCAGAGAGCGUGAAGCAGCAGCUCAGACAGAAGUGGAACGAUUUACAUCCUCAGGUUUUCAAGUGACGGCUUUUGGCUCCACCGAACCAAACGAUAUACCUCAAGUUUUAAUUAGAAAGAAAAAAAAAAGGUUUGACUUUUUUUUUUUUUUUUUACAGGUAUUAGUAGAAACUCUUACAAUUAAGUCUAAA
Molecule: messenger RNA, 1290 nt
Organism: Archocentrus centrarchus (flier cichlid)
Lineage: Eukaryota; Metazoa; Chordata; Actinopteri; Cichliformes; Cichlidae
Gene: mapda
Product: N6-Methyl-AMP deaminase
Exons: 10
Coding region: 122-1165 (347 amino acids)
Biological process (GO): adenosine catabolic process; inosine biosynthetic process
Molecular function (GO): adenosine deaminase activity
Source: RefSeq, a predicted model, not a curated record